Paramecium sonneborni is the source of this 228-nucleotide messenger RNA. The record is from the annotation of a GenBank genome assembly. Lineage: Eukaryota; Ciliophora; Oligohymenophorea; Peniculida; Parameciidae.
AUGGGGUGUUCUGUCACAAAAACUAAAGUAGAGUAGAACCUAUAGGCAUCUACAAAAGAUAAAUUCGAAUAAUAUUUGUUGACUCAAAGCUUGAUGCAUUCACCGCCAAUACCAAGAGGCAAAUAAUUUUCAAUCGAAAAGAACCCAAUUAUUUAAAGAAGAAGAUUAAUGUCUUAACAAAAGACGAGAACUCGUUCAGAGAUUGACAAAUAGACUUCUUCUGUUUGA